Molecule: messenger RNA, 1899 nt
Organism: Mycena citricolor
Lineage: Eukaryota; Fungi; Basidiomycota; Agaricomycetes; Agaricales; Mycenaceae
Source: the annotation of a GenBank genome assembly
AUGGUGACAGGAAUGGAGCUUACCUCGGACACAGGAAUGCAACAAUGCAUAGCAUGCAUACAAGGGAAGCAACAUGUCGAACCGUUUCCUAAGCAAGCACAGUGGACGUUCAAGGAGGUGGGGGAGAUGACUUACACAGAUGUGUGGGGUCCUAGCCGGACACCAGGUGUGCAUGGUGAACGUUUCAUGAUAACCUUCACAGAUGCAGCAUCCCGAUACAGGAAGGUGGCCAUGCUUCGGAGAAAGUCUGAAGUAGAAGAGGAAGUGAUGAGCUAUGUGGAAUUUGUACUCACCCAAACAGGAAAACAAUGCAAGGCAUUCAGGUUCGACAACCGUGGAGAGUAUGUGGUCGGAACACUUUGGAGGAGGCUGCAUCAGAAAGGUAUACGGAUAGAGGAGACAGCACCUUACUCUUCUCAGCAGAAUGGCGUGGCGGAGAGGCUGAACCGAACAAUACUCGAGAAAGGGCGGGCCAUGAUAGCAGCACACGAUGCACCACACUUUUUGUGGCCAGAGGCACUGGGAUACGCAGUGUAUAUGCUGAAUCAAUCACCAACAACUGCGCUACAGACAAAUCAGACACCCCACGAAGCCUUCUGGGGGGAAAAACCUGAUGUGUCGAUGCUACAGGAGUUUGGCAGAAGAUGCUGGGUCCUGGUGCAAGGUGUCAAUGAAGGCAAGCUAGCCCCAAAGUCAAAAGCUCACCGUUUUGUGGGCAUAUCAGAGGAAUCCCGGGCAUGGCGCUACCAAGUUGUGGGAACACGGAAGGUCCUAAAAUCAAGAAAUGUCAUAUUCGAAACGGGGGAGGGGGAAUACAUCCCAGGACGACAACCACCAGACAGUCCGGUUUGGCUCAAGGGGGAGGAGAGAAGAAGGGAAGCGGAUGAAGGGGGAGAGACUGGACCAACAUCAGUAAAAGCAGAAGCAGGGAGCGAGCACGAACCAAUAAAGGAAGGAGAAAACAAGGAACAGGACGCACCGGAAAGAGCGCCCCUGGUGCCGACACUUACACCACCUGGGUCCCCUCUCACGACGCCGCCCGACUCGCCACAGCUUCACCAAUAUGAGCCGUCAAGAGCAAAGAACGAUAUAUCGAGCCGGAUAGACGAGAGGAACAUCCUACCGGGACCCCGGACAAGGCAUCAGGCAGCGAGAGAGGGAGCCGACGAAACAUUCAGGGAGCUACAGAACCCAGCAAAUCAGUCCCCAAACCAGCCAGAUGCAUGGAGACAUCGAGUACCAAGAGAAGACGUCGUGAACGUGGCGGUAGUGGACCCGACAACACCCAGACAAGCAAAGGAGAGCCCAUAUGCAAGAGAAUGGCAGGAAGCGAUGGAAAAAGAGCAUGAUCAAUUAUGGGAGACCGGAACGAUGGAACUUGUGGACUUACCAGAAGGGAGACGAGCACUGGGGUGCAAGUGGGUGUACAAAACAAAGAGGAACGAGCAAGGCAAAGUGGCAGGGCGCAAAGCAAGACUGGUUGUCAUGGGCAACACAGAAAUCCCGGGAACAGACUACAACCCGGACCAGAUAUCCUCCCCAGUGGUACGUGCAGAGACGAAUCGAUUGCUGUUCGCACUGGCGGCCAAGUAUAACCUCGAAAUGGCCAUGGUAGACGUCAAGGGAGCGUUUUUGAACGGAGAGUUGAAGGAGGAGAUCUACAUGAGGCAGCCGGAGGGAUUCGACGAUGGAACGGGCAGAGUGCUGAAGCUGUGGAAGACGCUCUACAGCUUGAAACAGGCUGGAAGGGCCUGGAACCAGACCCUGGAUGCGCGAUUCAAAGAAAUGGGGUUCCAUCGGCUUCUAUCCGAUCGAUGCGUCUACAUCCGGCGGCAAUCGGAGGCCAUUACAAUCGUUGCUGUCCAUGUGGACGAUAUGUCCAUAUACGCCACGAAUUGA